This is a messenger RNA of Annulohypoxylon maeteangense, 1387 nucleotides long. RefSeq lists its product as uncharacterized. Bases 542 to 1054 code for a protein of 170 amino acids. The transcript has a single exon. The record is from RefSeq and is a predicted model, not a curated record. NCBI's taxonomy places the organism in Eukaryota, Fungi, Ascomycota, Sordariomycetes, Xylariales, Hypoxylaceae.
GGCAGACUUUACGGCCCGCAAGCUGAUGAGACAUGAGCUGCCAGCUGGCGGAUCAACACCCGCUAGCUUGGCUUAGCUAAAACCUUGUUUCUAUUUCUGGAACGAUUACAUGAAAGGUUCUGAUUACGUACGUACUAUUUGUUGACCCGUCGUUGCCCCGUCGCCCAAUGGCCGGGUAUUCGAAGUGUUCGACACAGUACCAAGCCCGGAUACGAGAUGGGGACAUUAAUGCUAGUUUGAGACUCAGCCCACUCGUGUCAACGCGAUCAACGCGAUCAAUCAGAUAAUAAAAAUGGCCAUGCCGGCACUUUUCUCCAUACUAGUGAUAAAGCAGAAUAUAAUAAGCAAUCUCACCUCUCCGCUUUCCUUGCUUUGCACGUCAGCACAUCGUGAAAAAAAACAGGAGAAUCGCAAAUCACCAGUCUUUUUCGCCUUAUCGCCACCCUAGCAGACAAACCUCAGGCAACGUUGGCCCUUAUUAAUACCACCAAAACAGCAAUAAUAAGCGUCAGCCCCCUUACAAAUCCGACCCACCGUAAAAAUGUCAGCAACCACGACCUCCACCGCCGCGCGCCCGAGCACCAGCUCCGCCUGCGGCGCCGACCUCUUCAACAUCCCGGUGCAAGACCCGGCCGUCGGAAUGGGCACCGGCGGGAACCACACGGAGAUCAUGUCGGCGUGCUGCGGGAAGGCGGACGUGAUCUCGUACUAUAAGGGAUGCGGGCUGUACUGCUUGGCCGAGGGACAGAGCGUGAACGACGUGAUCGAAUGCCUGUACAGCAAGGGCGCGGCGUACCAGGACGUGUUCUACCGCAACGAGCUGAACGCGACGGCGACGGUGACGGGGUCCGCGCUACCGACUUCUGUUGACGCCAGCGUCGUCGCUACCGGCGGCAGCACCAAGUCCACCGGCACCGGAAGCUCCACCAGCUCCACUAGCACCCCCGGCGCCGCCGCUAACGUCCGUCCCGAGCUCGGCAGCGUGACGACCAUGGGAUUGACCAUCGGCGCACUAUUGCUCUCCGCCACCGCUUUCGGAGCUUUCCAGCUCUAGAUAAUAUCCACUGAGUCGAAGGGGGGGGGAUAUGUAUAUUAGGAAAAACGAAGCACGAUAUGAGCACGUUGGCCUGAUGAAGGAGACGGGGUACGAAAGGGGGGAGAGGCGGGGAGGAGAGAAUGGUGGUUGAGGAGUCUUUCCACACUAAGUUCCGGCGUACUAUACCAUUUGGGAUGGGCAUCGGGAAAUUUUUCGAUUCACGAACAUAAUUGCAUCCAUGGAAAUGGCAUUACUGUGAGCAGAUAGAUAGAUUGUCUUGUAGGUACCUACUAUUAAUGGGUAUCGAUGAAUUACAUAAUAGCAUACCCACUGCCUUUACCGAUGAUAUGG